Onychostruthus taczanowskii (white-rumped snowfinch) is the source of this 1429-nucleotide messenger RNA. Its product is annotated as vasoactive intestinal polypeptide receptor. The transcript has 13 exons. The coding region runs from base 45 to 1385 and encodes 446 amino acids. Gene Ontology annotation, molecular function: peptide hormone binding; G protein-coupled peptide receptor activity; vasoactive intestinal polypeptide receptor activity. Gene Ontology annotation, biological process: adenylate cyclase-modulating G protein-coupled receptor signaling pathway; cell surface receptor signaling pathway. The record is from RefSeq and is a predicted model, not a curated record. Gene Ontology annotation, cellular component: plasma membrane. Lineage: Eukaryota; Metazoa; Chordata; Aves; Passeriformes; Passeridae.
UGGAUGCGCCGGGAGCCGGAGCGGGGCUGCGGGGCCGGGGCAGGAUGCGGGGCUCGGUGCUGCGCCGCGCCGUGCCGCUGCUCGGCUGCCUGCUGGCCGCGGCGUCCAGCACAAGACCAGAGUGCAGCAUCAUGCAGGAGAUCGAGGAGGAGCGCAGCCAGUGCCUGGCAGAGCUGACCUGGGACAACCAGACCUCAGGCUGCAGGAGGCAGUGGGACAACAUCACGUGCUGGCCCGAAGCAGAGGUGGGAGAAGUCGUGGUGCGGCCAUGCCCCAAGUACUUCAGAUUCCUGACCUCCUACCUGGGGAAUGUGACCAGGAAUUGUACAAGCCAGGGCUGGUCAGAUGUGUACCCUGCACCCUACGCUGUAGCUUGUGGAUACGAUUCCAACAGCACUCCAGGGGAAGAGCAAACGGCGUUCUACGGAACGGUCAAGACCGGCUACACCAUCGGACACACCCUGUCCCUCAUCGCCCUCACGGCUGCCAUGAUCAUUCUGUGUCUCUUCAGAAAACUACACUGUACUCGAAAUUACAUUCACAUGCACCUCUUCAUGUCCUUCAUCAUGAGAGCCAUCGCAGUCUUCAUCAAGGAUGUCAUCCUGUUUGAAAGUGGGGAGUCCGAGCACUGCUUCGUGAGUUCAGUGGGCUGCAAGGCCAUGAUGGUUUUCUUCCAGUACUGUGUCAUGGCCAACUUCUUCUGGCUGCUGGUGGAGGGGCUGUACCUCCACACCCUGCUGGUCAUCUCCUUCUUCUCGGAGAGGAAGUACUUCUGGUGGUACAUCCUGAUCGGCUGGGGUGCCCCCUCCGUGUUCAUCACUGCCUGGACAAUUGUCAGGAUUUACUUUUUCGAUGUUGGGUGCUGGGAGGAAAUAGUGGAAUCCCCAUUCUGGUGGAUCAUUAAAACUCCUAUUUUGGUGUCUAUUUUGGUGAACUUCAUCCUCUUUAUCUGCAUCAUCCGUAUCUUAGUCCAGAAGCUGCAUUCCCCAGAUGUUGGGCACAAUGAAACCAGCCAAUAUUCGAGGCUGGCCAAGUCCACUCUGCUGCUGAUCCCUCUCUUUGGCAUUCACUACAUCAUGUUUGCUUUCUUCCCUGACAAUUUCAAAGCAGAAGUGAAGCUGGUCUUUGAGCUCGUGGUUGGGUCAUUCCAGGGUUUUGUGGUGGCUGUUCUGUACUGCUUCCUCAAUGGAGAGGUGCAAGCUGAGCUCAAGAGGAAGUGGCGGAGGUGGCACCUGGAGCGGUUCCUGGGCUCGGACAUGAAGUACCACCACCCUUCCCUGGGCAGCAACGGCACCAACUUCAGCACCCAGAUCUCCAUGCUGACCAAGUGCUCGCCAAAGACGCGCCGCUGCUCCGGCUUCCAGGCCGAGUUCUCCCUGGUGUGAGAGGCUCCCCAGGCACUGAGCAUCCAAAACUGGGACACGAGGAU